Molecule: messenger RNA, 1987 nt
Organism: Sabethes cyaneus
Lineage: Eukaryota; Metazoa; Arthropoda; Insecta; Diptera; Culicidae
Product: endocuticle structural glycoprotein ABD-4-like
Exons: 6
Coding region: 1320-1724 (134 amino acids)
Cellular component (GO): chitin-based extracellular matrix
Molecular function (GO): structural constituent of chitin-based larval cuticle
Source: RefSeq, a predicted model, not a curated record
UUCAGUCAGAGACUGUCAAAUUAGCAAAUUGAGCUCUUGCUUCACAAAGAUAGGAGAGGUAACUGUGAGAAAAUAGGGGUUUUGGUUGGUACAAAGCUUGGAAAUUCUUGUACUCGUGUACCGUCACGCAAUAUAUGAACCUGCUGUUAAUACAAAUGACGGAGGUUGUUACGUUGUCACCGGCGCCAAUGAAAGUGAAACUGAUAGUGCUAAUGAAUGGAAUGAACGAAUGAAAUAUGAUCCAUAUACAUAUGGAAUAUGUGGUAUAGGUAAGCUCUGUUAUCAACAAAAAUUAUCUUGACGAGCAACAAUGUUCAUACUCUACUCUUUUAACGAUCUGAAACCUCGCAAAAUUGUGUUCGGAUAACCGCGCACGGUCAAAAUGCUACACAACAGUGUAAUCAUCCAACGCGCAGAUGUCAAACUUAAUGUCAGGUUUCUAGCUCGUGCCUGAGCGGUGCAUCUAUUCGAUAAACGGCCGGCGACGCGCAGAUAGGUCAGUUCUGCAACAACACACAAUAAAACUUAAACGAUGAUGAUGAAUCAAAGGAUAGCAAGAUAGAUCCCACAGAGGGAAUAGAAAAGUUACCGACAAUUAAAUUUUCAUCACUUUCCUCUGCCUUACUGCUCUUUUAUGAGCGGGGGGAGUUGGACACAGUGCCAGAAUAUAAAGCAAACUAUUAUUUAAUUGAUUAGGAUCAAUUUUUAUUUUUUAUUUUUUGUCAUUCUAACAGAUUUGACUUCUCUAAACAAUGAACUACAAUAUAGGAAAUUCUCCGAUACUAGAACAAACCCAGACCCAGACUUCUUUUUCACAGCAGUGAGUCUGCGGUCCAAAAACCAGUUCGCUAUUUAGUACUGUUACCGGUAGCCGCAACAGUGCGCGAGUGCUAAAUCAUACUGAAUAGGGCUACCACACCGGCGGCGGCGCGGCUGAUGUAUGGAAAUUCGUCUUGAAAUGGUUACAUUUGUAUAUUAUAUUACUGAUGAAUAAGUACUGCACUGCGCAACAGGAAGGGGACGGGAGGGUAGCGAGAGAAAAGUCUCAGUCUAGUCGCGUGGCCUGCCUAUCAUCGCGGAUCGGAUCAUCUCAUACGGCGGACGGUUGGCGCAGGGAACUCGAAACGCCGCGCCGACGAGGCAGAUGGGAACUCGAACGUCUAUAAAUACAGUAGAUAAAGUUCUAUUCUUUCAUUAGAUUUUACUAUCAGCUGGCGUUUGGAAGAGCACAGAAGCUGUGCCGGAAACGAGCAGGAAACGCGGGUGUUGAUUGAAAGUAGUAAUAGUGAUUUUUUAGCAACAGUCAAAUUAUCAACAAUAUGAAAUUUAAACUAAUCAUACUGAUGGCAUGCAUGUCAGCCGCCUUCGCAGCACCACAGCGGACAGAAGCCGAAGCUGAAAUUGUGGCCCAAGACAGCAAUAUCGAUCCGGAUGGUUCUUAUCAGUACAGCUACGAAACUGCCAACGGAAUUCGGGGCCAGGAGCAGGGAACGCUGAAGCGGGCAAGCAGUGCGGACACAAGUGAUGUUAUCAUUGCGUCCGGUUCCAUCAGCUACACCGCCCCCGACGGUCAGGUCAUUACGCUGAACUAUUCCGCCGACGAUGAGAAUGGUUUCCAACCUCAAGGAGACCACUUACCGACACCGCCACCGAUUCCGCCGCAGAUUCAGAAAGCUCUGGACUAUUUGGCCAGCCUACCGCCGGCGAAUCGAAAACGACGUUAGACGGCCGACCGUUACGAAGACCCCCCGCCACCGAAAACUGAUCGUAGGACCUCACCCACCUGGGCCAAGCUCUAGCAAACGCAAGCGAUGGCUAAUACUCAAAUACUAGUUAUAUUGUUUAGGAUAAUUACCGAUAAAUCACUAACUGUUUGUUGAAUGCAAGGCGAACUUAUCUGGAACUAGAUAAUAAUGUCGCAACAAGUGAAAUUUCGUGUUCAAAGUGCUUUUGCCAAAUAUGUAGCUCAUGUUAAUUAUUGAGAAGA